AUGGCGGCCUUCUUAACCUUUUUUGGACGAACCCUGACGGAGGCGCGCUUGCUCAGUUCGGCCAACUAUGUCCGGACGGAGCUGCCUACACGGAUAGCGCAUCGCCUUCGGGACAUGCAGACCUUGCCCUACGUCGUCGUGACGAACCCUCACAUCUCCCACGUCUACGAGCUAUACUAUAAAGCCUUCGACAGACUCCGCCGAAUCUCAGAGAUCAAGACGGUCGACGACAAUGAUCGCUACUGCAAGGUUAUCACAGAGACGUUGAAGGAGCACUUAUCGGUGAUACCGCGGCUGGCGAUGGGUGUGCUGGAGAUUCAAGGCCUUAUGGAGCCUGAGGACACGGAUAAGUUCAUGACUACGCUGCUCAGAUCUAGGAUUUCGCGCCGCGUCAUAGCCGAGCAGCAUCUCGCGCUCACGGAGACCUACCAUUCCCCGUGGCAUUUCCCAGACGCGAACAUGGAUCCAAACAUCGAUGCAGUCGGCGAGAUCUUCCUGCGCUGCAGCGCAAAAGAAAUCGUGGAGCGAUGCGCGAAGACCAUAACGGAGCUGGUAGGCAAAGUCAACGGAUCAACAGCACACAUCCCAGAGGUCCGGAUUUACGGCCAUCUCGAUGCAACCUUUCCGUAUAUACAGAGCCACCUCGAGUACAUAAUCGGAGAGCUUCUCCGGAACUCGAUCCAGGCCGUCAUCGAGCGAAGGCACCAAGGAGAGAAACCGCCUCCCAUUGAGGUCUUAGUCUGCGAAACGCCUCAGCACGUGAUCAUCCGAACAUCCGAUCGCGGUGGAGGCGUUCCGAAGGAGAUCUUGCCCUACCUCUGGUCGUUCAGCAAAGGACCAAGGAGUCAGACAAGACUGAAGAAUCUGCGCAAAGUCCCGGCUCUGGUAGCCACAAUGCAGGAGCUGAAGAUCCCUACCGAGGAUCAAAGCGUCCACGACACGAAAAGGAACUGGAGGUCCGCUGAAUCCGGAGGACAUGCAAGUUCACUUAGUAGUCUUACCAGCCGGCCGCCGGACCUGCGUCUUGGGAUUGGCCUGCCGAUGAGCAAGAUCUACGCCGAGUACUGGGCUGGUAGCUUGGAGUUGCACAGCUUGGAAGGAUGGGGCGUCGAUGCCUUCCUUCAGAUUUCUAAGCUGGGCAACAAGAAUGAGCAGCUUAUCACCAGAGCGAGCCAGGACGCAGUGUAA
Molecule: messenger RNA, 1188 nt
Organism: Coniosporium apollinis CBS 100218
Lineage: Eukaryota; Fungi; Ascomycota; Dothideomycetes
Product: pyruvate dehydrogenase kinase
Exons: 4
Coding region: 1-1188 (395 amino acids)
Biological process (GO): protein phosphorylation; regulation of glucose metabolic process
Cellular component (GO): mitochondrion
Molecular function (GO): pyruvate dehydrogenase (acetyl-transferring) kinase activity
Source: RefSeq, a predicted model, not a curated record